AUGCAUUAUUGCCCUUACUCCACCAUAACUAAGACACUACUAGUAAUAAGAAAUUAGAAACGGGAAUAAACAGUAAAGUGGUCGGGGAAUUUUCAUAUAUUCGCCAACUUUAUGGGAUUCUCAAUAUCAUUUUCUACUUCCACGCCCAUUAUUAACGUAUCCAAAUUAAAGCUCCUCCUUCUUAACCUACUUUUCUUCACUCUUCUUUCUCUUCCGUAAGCUUCUCUAGCUGAAGGCUAAAUACAGAGAGAAGCAAAACAGGAAACGAACAAGAAACUAAAGAUGAAGGAUUGGGCAGCUCCGAUCAUAGCGACGGCGUUAUUUGCGUUUCUAUGUCCAGGACUAAUAUUUCAGAUGCCAGGGAACAAUAGGCCUGUUGAUUUCAUGAAUAUGAAGACCACCUUCGUUUCUAUGUUGCUUCACACUGUUUUCUUUGGUUUGUUUCUUAUUCUCUUCCUCGUUAUUCUCAAUAUACAUCUCUAUGCUUAGCUACCAAGAAAACAUAUACCGUAGAUGAGAGAUGCUCCACCAAUAUUUCAUUAAUUUACGACUUUGCUAGUUUUUGAUAUUCAAGGUAAUUCGGCUUUAUUUCAGAGUCGUAAGAAUUACAAUCUGUAGGAGCUUCUUUUGCAAAUUCUACUUUGGUAUUCUGAUUGUGGUUUUUGAUUGAAUCUCAUAAGACCAAUUUGUUUGAUUUUCCAAACAACUAAAGUCACAUAUUACUACCUGCUUUUUCCUUUGGAUUCAA
Nicotiana tabacum (common tobacco) is the source of this 748-nucleotide messenger RNA. The record is from RefSeq and is a predicted model, not a curated record. NCBI's taxonomy places the organism in Eukaryota, Viridiplantae, Streptophyta, Magnoliopsida, Solanales, Solanaceae.